Molecule: messenger RNA, 3577 nt
Organism: Agelaius phoeniceus (red-winged blackbird)
Lineage: Eukaryota; Metazoa; Chordata; Aves; Passeriformes; Icteridae
Biological process (GO): activation of GTPase activity; regulation of autophagosome maturation
Cellular component (GO): autophagosome
Molecular function (GO): GTPase activator activity
Source: RefSeq, a predicted model, not a curated record
AAGGAACAAACUCGGCGGCAGAGCCCGCCCCGUGACGUCGAUUCCGCGCGCUGCCCCGGAUGUUGUUGCCGCGGCCGCGGCCGCAGGACGGGCACGGGCGCGGCGCGGCUCCGGAUCCCCCCCCACGAAACCGCGCACCUUCCGAACGGGGGGCGCGGCGUGGCGUCAGCACGGUGACGUAACAGCAGCCCCCCGCUUCCCCGGCUCGGGGGGGCGGCGGCGGCGGCGAAAACCCCCCGGAACCCCCAACCCCCCCCGAGACCCCGCCCCAACAUGGCGGCGACGACGGGGGGCGGGGCCUCGCCGGGCGGCGGGGGCGGGGCCGCGCUGGAGGAGGAGUGCGAGGUUGUGCGCGUGCGCGUCAAGAAGAACGAGGGGCAGCAGCCGCCCGAGUUCCGCUCAUUCGCUGUGGACCCGCAGAUCACCUCGCUGGACGUGCUGCAGCACAUCCUGGCCCGGGCCUUCGACCUGCAGGGGAAAAAAAGCUUCGUUCUGAGCUUCGCGGCACGGGAUGGGCAGGGCCAGGACACCUUUGUGCCUCUGCUGAGCGAUGGGGACCUGGCCAAUGCCUUCAACUGCGCCAGGCCCACCCUGAGGCUGCGCCUGGACGUCAGGAACCCUCCUGACAGCCCGCUGCUGGAGGACUGGGACAUCAUCAGCCCGCGGGAGGUGGCGGCGGCCGAGCCGGUCCCCGAGCGCCGCUCGCUGCUGGCGGCGGCCCUGCCCUUCACCCAGGCUCUGCUGGCACAGGUGGGCCGGACGCUGGCGCGGGCACAGGCGGCCCUGGCGUGGCCCGAAGGGACCCCGGCCGUGUCCCCGCCCCCUCCCCCGCCCCCGCCCUGCGCCCCCCUGAGCGACGCCGACCUGAGGUCGUACCUGGGCCCAGGUGGGCGCCUGCUGCGGCCCCAGGACCUGCGGCUGCACGUCUUCCACGGCGGCGUCGAGCCCGGCCUGCGCAAGGUGGUGUGGCGUUACCUGCUGAACGUGUUCCCCGCCGGCCUCACGGGCCAGGAGCGCCUGUCCCACCUGCGCCUCAAGGCGGCCGAGUACUCCUCGCUGAAGGUGGCGCUGGCCGCCCGCGCCGCGCCGGCCGAGCUGGCCCAGGUGGCCGCCGCCGUGCGCAAGGACGUGGUGCGCACCGACCGCGCCCACCCCUACUUCGGCGGCCCCGAGGAGGGCCACCCUCACCUGGCCGCCCUGCAGGCGCUGCUCACCACCUUCGCCCUGGGCCACCCGCGCCUCUCCUACUGCCAGGGCAUGUCGGACGUGGCGGCGCCGCUGCUGGCCGUGCUGGACGACGAGGCCCAGGCCUUCCUGUGCUUCUGCUCGCUGAUGCGCCGCCUGGCGCCGCGCUUCCGCCCCGGCGGCCGCGGGCUGGCGCGGGCCUUCGGCCACCUGCGCCGGCUGCUGCGCCGCGCCGACCCCCAGUUCUGGGCCUUCCUGGCGGCGCGCGGCGCCCACGACCUCCUCUUCUGCUACCGCUGGCUGCUGCUGGAGCUCAAGCGCGAGUUCGCCUUCGAGGACGCGCUCAAGGUGCUGGAGAUCACCUGGAGCUCCUUGCCCCCGGCGCCGCCGCCGCCCCCCGAGGGGGUCCCGCUGCUCGGAGCCCCCCUGGGCGCUCGCAGGGCCGGCCGGGCCUUGAGGGAGCGCCGGGGGCUGCGGCCGAGGCCGCCCAGGAGGAGGAGGAGGAGGAGGAGGAAGGUGGAGGAGGAGGAGGAGGAGGAAGGUGGAGGAGAAGGUGCUGGAGGAGUCACUCAGGGCUCUGGUGGUGGCUUUGGGGGGCUCAAGGGCUCCUGUGAUGGCCCUGAGGGUGCCAAGAGCUCCAGUGAUGUCCCCAGUGGUCCCACAAGCUCCAGUGAUGUCCCCGGUGGUCCCACAAGCUCCAGUGACAUCCCAGGUGGUCCCAAGAGCUCCAGUGAUGAUCCAGGUGGUCCCACGAGCUCCAGCGAUGGCCCAGAGGGUCCCACAAGCUCCAGUGGUAGCCCUGGGGGUCUCAAGACUUCCAGUGAUAGCCCAGAGGGUUCCAAGAGCUCUGGAGAUGUCCCCAACAGCCCCAAGACUUCCAGCGAGGUCUUCGAGAGUCCCAAGAGCUUCAGUGAUGUUCUAGAAGGUUCCAAGGGUGUCCAGGAGAGUCCUAAGAGCUCCAGCAAUGUCCCUGAUGGUCCCAGGGACAGCCAGGAGGAUCCCAAGAGCUUUAAGAACAUUCAGGAAGGUCUUGAGAGCUCCAGUGAUGUCCUUAAAGGUCACAAGAUCUCCAGAGAUGACUCCAAAGGCCACAAAAGCUCCAGAGAUGUCCCCAAAGGUCACAAGAGCUUCAGGAAGGUCCAGGGGAGACCCCCCAGGGGUGCUGGAGGAGCCCCCGAGGGCUCCAAGGACUCGGAGCCAGGUGGCCCCAGGAAGGUGGAGGAAGGCACCGACGCCCUGGAGAUGGAGCAGAGACCCCACAGCCUCUGCUGGGGGGCUGCAGAAGAGCCCAGAAAAGGACAGGGUGGCCCCAGAGAGGGACACGAGCCAAGAGAAGGACGAGGUGACCUCAGAAGAGGAGGAGGUGACCUCAGAGAGGGAUUGGGUGACCCCAAAGAGGGAGUGGGUGACCCAGGAGAAGGAGGAGGUGACCGUGGGAUGAAUCGCGAUGACCUCGGGAAGGUUCGCGGUGAUCUCAGAGAAGGGCACAGCUUUGGAGAAGGCCACAGCAACCUCAAGGAUGGCCACCAUGGCUUCAAGGAUGGCCACCAUGACCCCAGGGAAGGACGUGAUGACCCCAGGGAUGGCCACCAUGACCCCAGGGAUGGUCACCAUGACCCCAGGGAUGGCCACCAUGACCCCAGGGAUGGCCGUGAUGACCCCAGGGAUGGCCACCAUGGCUUCAAGGAUGGCUGUGAUGACCCCAGGGAUGGCCGUGAUGACCCCAGGGAUGGCCACUAUGGCUUCAAGGAUGGCCACCAUGACCCCAGGGAUGGCCGUGAUGACCACAGGGGUGGCUGUGAUGACCACAGGGAUGGCCACCAUGACCCCAGGGAUGGCCGUGGUGAUCCCAAGGAUGGCCAUGAUGACCUCAGACAUGGCCGUGAUGACCCCAGGGACAUCCACGACGACCUCAAACACGACCACGUCCACCACGACGACCACCACCCUCCCAAAACCACCCGCCACAACCCAACCACCCCCGACGACCCUUGGGGCGGCCGCUGGGCUUGGGAAGACCCUUCCUCCUCCUCCUCCUCCUCGUGCUCCUCCUGUUCCUCCUCCUCCUCCUCGGACGAGGAGGUGACGGUGGAGGACGACGGCGCGCCGCUGCCGCCUCCGGAGGAGCUGGGCCAGGGGAACCCGUUCCUGCUGUUCGUGUGCCUGGCCAUGCUGCUGGAGCAGCGCGAGGCCGUGAUGGCGCGCGCCGGCGACUACAACGAGGUGGCCAUGCACUUCGACCGCCUGGUGCGCCGGCACCACCUGCCGCGCGUCCUGCGCCGCGCCAAGGCGCUCUUCGCCAGGUACCUGGAGGGGUGGGGCGCCACCGCCCCGGGGGGACCCCAAACGGGGCCUCCCUCGGGGUGAAAAGGGGAGAGGGUGGGGGAAAGGU